Molecule: messenger RNA, 1007 nt
Organism: Xenia sp. Carnegie-2017
Lineage: Eukaryota; Metazoa; Cnidaria; Anthozoa; Malacalcyonacea; Xeniidae
Product: histone-lysine N-methyltransferase PRDM9-like
Exons: 4
Coding region: 1-849 (282 amino acids)
Cellular component (GO): nucleus
Molecular function (GO): protein binding; histone methyltransferase activity
Source: RefSeq, a predicted model, not a curated record
AUGGUUAAAAAUAAUGAUGAAAAAGCUAAAUGUAAUAUUAAAAGAAAAUCAAUCAAACAUAAAUGUAAAUAUCUAAAAAAUAUACCUUCAAGACGAUCUUCGAGAAACUCGUCAAGAAAGAACUAUACUGAAGAAGAAGUACCUGACGAUGAUCAUUAUAUUUAUUGUGAGCAGUGCAAUGAUUUUUACUAUGGCGAAUGUCCAUCGCACAAUUUUCACAUCAUUGAAGAUAGCACAAUGAGAUCAAGAAAGGGAACAUCAAAUGCUUUGAAGACACUUCCUGAAGAUCUUUACGUAAUACCUUCUACCAUACCUGAAGCAGGCAUGGGUGUGUUUGCAAAUAAAAAGUUAGAGAUCAACACUCGUUUUGGACCAUACAGAGGAGAGAAAGUUUUGCUUGAUGAUUUAGAGGAAGGAAGAGAUACUUCGUACAUGUGGGAGAUUCUACAAGAAGGAAAGAUUCGAUAUUAUAUUGAUGGUAAAGAUUCAACUCAAGGCAACUGGAUGAGAUUUGUGAAUUGUGCUCGAUCUUCAGAUGAACAAAAUAUAAUUGCAUAUCAACAUCAUGGUGAAAUUUACUACCGAGUUUAUAAAGAGAUUGAGGCAGAUAAAGAGCUGCUUGUUUGGUACGGGGAUGAAUUUGCGGAACAACUAGGAGUAUCAUUGUUUGACGAGGAAGACGACGAGAAACAUUUUGAAGUUGGAGGUCACAGCUGCAGACAUUGUGGAAGGAUGUUUACUUAUCUUAAUUUCUUAGAGAAACAUUUAAAAAGAUGUCCACGCUUGUUUGUACAAAGCUAUGGGAAUGUCCACAUUGUAGUCGAAAGUACAGUAGCGAGGACUACCUAAAUGUUCAUAUAAAAAAUGAAUGCAGAAAAAAUCCACUGUUACAACACAAAUUGUCGUGUAAGGAAACGAAUAUUUCUUCUGUUGGCAAUGAUAAACGUCGAAGCAAUAGUGGAAACUGUGUUUUGAAAUUAUCGCAGAGAGUUAAAGAAAAUUAUGCC